Messenger RNA from Hippocampus comes (tiger tail seahorse), 298 nucleotides. RefSeq names its product small nuclear ribonucleoprotein F-like. Lineage: Eukaryota; Metazoa; Chordata; Actinopteri; Syngnathiformes; Syngnathidae. The annotation marks the transcript as partial. Gene Ontology annotation, biological process: spliceosomal snRNP assembly; mRNA splicing, via spliceosome. Gene Ontology annotation, molecular function: RNA binding. Gene Ontology annotation, cellular component: pICln-Sm protein complex; U1 snRNP; catalytic step 2 spliceosome. The transcript has 2 exons. The record is from RefSeq and is a predicted model, not a curated record.
UGUCCCCUUGUUGCAGAGUUUACCACUGAACCCCAAGCCCUUCCUGAACGGCCUGACGGGCAAGCCGGUGAUGGUGAAGCUCAAGUGGGGCAUGGAGUACAAAGGCUACCUGGUCUCUGUGGACGGCUACAUGAACAUGCAGCUGGCGAACACGGAAGAGUACGUGGACGGAGCGCUCGCGGGGCAUCUCGGGGAAGUCCUCAUCAGGUAUUUCCAAUUGAGUCUGGAUUCAAAUCAAGUGUCAAUGAGCCAGGAGCCCUGCUCAAGAGUGACUCGGACAAGCGCCAUCCCCCCCCAA